Messenger RNA from Aspergillus bombycis, 1488 nucleotides. RefSeq names its product MFS transporter. Lineage: Eukaryota; Fungi; Ascomycota; Eurotiomycetes; Eurotiales; Aspergillaceae. The coding region runs from base 1 to 1488 and encodes 495 amino acids. The record is from RefSeq and is a predicted model, not a curated record. Gene Ontology annotation, biological process: transmembrane transport. Gene Ontology annotation, molecular function: transmembrane transporter activity. The transcript is spliced from 4 exons.
AUGCACAGUGGGCUCUCAAACGGCGUGCCUGGGGCUUCCCAGCGUACUUACCCUCGGAAGAUAUCAUUCUGGCGCCUCAUGACUGAUCACCAAGUCCUCACGAAGGAGAUUGUGGAAUACGACUAUCCUGGGUCUGGCACGAAAGACGACCCCUUUGUUGUAUCGUGGCUAAACGAGGAUCCCCGCAACCCAUUGCAAUUCAGCAUGGCUAAAAAGGUGGCCAUCACACUGGUGACGGCCUUUGCGACCCUGAUCGUAUCCUUGACUUCGUCUGCCUACUCUGGCAGUAUCUCAGACAUCGUUCGUCGGUUUGAAGUAAGCACCGAAGUGGCCACUUUGGGCCUCUCGCUGUUUAUCUUCGGGUUCUCAGUAGGACCACUGGUAUGGGCUCCCUUGAGUGAAAGCAUCGGCAGGCAAAUCCCCUUUUUUAUUUCAUUUUUGUCUAUGGCUGCCUUUUUGGCAGGGUGUGCAGGGGCGCGCAAUAUCCAGACCCUGUUGAUUCUUCGGUUUUUCGCCGGAACAUUUGGCUCUUCACCCUUAACCAAUGCGGGUGGAGUCGUGUCUGAUAUGUUUCCUGCGCGGCAACGCGGAUUGGCACUUUGCUUGUUUGCAUCCACCCCCUACAUGGGCCCUGCACUUGGUCCAAUGAUCGGCGGCUUUCUCUCGAUGAAUGCGGGUUGCGAGACCUAUGCGCCGGUCCUCCUCCGCAAGCGUGCCGCCAAGUUAUCGCGUGAAACAGGGAAAUGUUAUCUGAGCAAGCUGGACGUGGGCAAAUCACCUGUGGCGUGGACAAGCCGUCUGAAGACGGUAUUUUCCCGGCCGUGGGUGCUGUUGUGUCGAGAACCGAUUGUUCUCCUUUUCACUUUCUACGCCUCGGUCAUCUACGGUACCCUUUACAUGCUCUUCGCGGCAUUCCCCAUCGUCUACGAGCAGGGACGAGGUUGGAAUCCGGGUGUGGGGGGCUACCUUUCCUGGGAGAAGUAUAACGGCUUUGCGCCACCGGAGGCGCGCCUGGUGCCUUGUAUGGUUUCUUCUGUCACCAUUCCGAUUGGCUUUUUCUGGUUUGCAUGGACCAAUUCGCCCUCCAUUCACUGGAUGGCCAGUGUGGCCGCCAUGGUUCCAUUCGGUUCUGGCCUGGUACUCAUCUAUUUGGGUAUUGUCAACUACCUGAUUGACUCCUAUACCAUCUACGCCGCAUCGGUGAUUGCCGCCAUGUCAAUCCUACGAUAUAGCUUCGGCGGCAUAUUCCCCUUGUUCACGACGUAUAUGUAUGAGGGACUGGGGAUUCACUGGGCAUCGUCCAUUCCUGCAUUUGUUUCGGUGGCAUGCAUGCCACUGCCAUUCAUAUUUUACAAAUAUGGUGCCGAUAUUCGGAAGCGCUGCAAGUAUGCCGCUAUUUCUGCGAAGCACUUGCAGACGAUACAGGAGACGGCCGAGGAAGAGAUACGACGGAAUGCUGUCGCGACCCAACCCAAUGCUGCGGUGUAG